GCUUCUCUUUGGUCUUUGUGAACAGAAUGUUCUCUUCUGAAGCUUUUUCCUUGGUAUUUUUUGUGUUUUCAUUUACACUCUAAUAUGAUUUCAACGCCUUGCUCUCGUAGCACAAUGUUGCUGUUGCCUCUGUCUUGACGUACAACACAUCACUUCCUGCAGCCUGAGAAUGUUGCCUGGCAACAUGUGAUUUCCUCACCACUAUACUGAGAAACAUGUGGAGCUGGCACGUUUAAUCAUCUUUGUGUCAACGUAUUUGAUAAAGGUUUAAACCUAACAGACAUUUAAAUGUUACAUGCUACAGAUUAAUUCAUUUUUAAGGUGAAAUAUCAAAUAUUUGAUAGAUUAUGCUUCUUGGCCAGUCUAACCAGCCUUACAUUGCAUUAAAUAUUAUUGAUUAUUGGCCCACUGAAUAAAGUUAUGACAAGACAGCUCUGUCUCAGAUUUAUAGCUGAAGUAGGCAAGAUGGAGAGAUAGUUGAGUGUUUUAUUGGCAAGUUAUCAAGAUACUUUCUUUCUUGAUCACUGCUCACCGUUCUGAGCUCCUCAUCAGAUGAGCAUGGCGACACUUGAUCCAUACACAAUGAGGCAAUCUAUCCACCUUUGAAAUUCUCUGCUAAUAUUCACAUGUGUUUUAUUGCUCUUUCUUUGCUGCACAGGAAGUAUUUCUCAGUGCUGCAUUACCAGAAAGGACCCUAUGCAGAAUUCCUUGAGUAGUUUGAGAUCCUUGAGGGAUUCUCAAGGCGUCAUGGCACCCAAAGACAUCAUGACCAACUCCCACGCCAAAUCCAUCCUCAAUGCAAUGAAUGCACUUCGCAAGAGCAACACACUCUGCGACAUCACCCUGAGGGUGGAGAGCACAGAUUUUCCAGCUCACAGAAUUGUCUUGGCUGCCUGCAGUGACUACUUCUGUGCCAUGUUCACUAGUGAGCUUGCAGAGAAGGGGAAAUCUUUUGUCGACAUUCAGGGGCUCACUGCAUCGACUAUGGAGAUCCUGUUGGACUUUGUCUACACAGAGACAGUCCUGGUGACAGUGGAGAAUGUACAAGAGCUUCUCCCAGCAGCAUGUCUGCUGCAGCUGAAAGGGGUGAAAAGAGCAUGUUGUGAUUUUUUGGAGAGUCAGCUUGAUCCCUCCAACUGUCUGGGUAUUCGUGACUUUGCCGAAACUCACAAUUGCCUUGACCUGAUGCAGGCAGCUGAGCUUUUUUCCCAAAAGCAUUUCUCUGAGGUGGUCCAGCACGAGGAGUUCAUGCUUCUCAGCCAGACAGAAGUGGAGAAACUCAUCAAGUGUGAUGAAAUCCAGGUGGACUCCGAGGAGCCCGUAUUUGAAGCAGUGCUAAAUUGGGUCAAACACAACAGAAAAGAGCGAGAGCCGUAUCUGCCAGACAUGCUCGAGUUUGUCCGAAUGCCGCUGCUGACCCCGCGCUACAUCACAGAUGUCAUCGAUGCUGAACCCCUCAUUCGGUGUAGCUUGCCUUGCCGGGACCUCGUUGAUGAGGCCAAGAAAUUCCACUUGAGACCGGAGCUGAGGAGUGAAAUGCAGGGCCCGCGCACACAAGCCAGAUUAGGUGCCAAAGAAGUCCUGUUGGUUAUUGGAGGGUUUGGCAGCCAACAAUCACCAAUAGAUGUAGUUGAGAAAUAUGAUCCAAAAACGCAAGAAUGGAGCUUCCUCCCUAACAUUGCACGGAAAAGGCGUUACGUUGCCACAGUGUCUCUCCACGAUCGGGUCUAUGUGAUCGGAGGGUACGAUGGUCGGUCGAGGCUCAGUUCCGUGGAGUGUCUGGACUACACGGCGGAUGAGGACGGCGUUUGGUACACGGUUGCCACCAUGAACGUGCGGCGCGGCCUUGCAGGGGCCACAACACUGGGAGACAUGAUUUAUGUUGCUGGAGGAUUCGAUGGCAGCAGGCGUCAUACCAGCAUGGAACGAUAUGACCCAAACAUUGAUCAGUGGAGCAUGCUGGGAGAUAUGCAGACAGCUAGAGAAGGAGCUGGUCUGGUGGUGGCCAGUGGACUUAUAUACUGUCUAGGUGGAUACGAUGGACUGAAUAUCUUGAACUCAGUUGAGCGGUAUGACCCACACACUGGCCACUGGACAAGUGUUACACCAAUGGCCACCAAGAGGUCAGGAGCUGGUGUGGCUUUACUCAAUGACCACAUCUAUGUAGUGGGAGGCUUUGAUGGCGUUUCCCACCUCGAUUCUGUCGAAGUCUACAACAUCAGAACAGACUACUGGACCACUGUAGCCAGUAUGACUACUCCUCGAUGUUACGUGGGAGCAACCGUUCUCCGAGGACGUCUCUACGCCAUCGCCGGAUACGACGGGAACUCUCUGCUCAGCAGUAUUGAAUGUUAUGACCCGGUCAUCGACUCCUGGGAAGUUGUCACUUCAAUGGCGACGCAGCGGUGCGACGCAGGCGUCUGUGUUCUACGAGAGAAGUGAUCUUUCGCAAAGACCCCACGAGAGGAAAAGCAGACAGGAGGACAUGCAGCUAGACUUUGUUAAAAACGGCCUCUGAACCAGAGCCACAAAGGGAAGAUGUUUUGUUCGCCAGAAUACGACUCGCGUGCAGCAGUUUGGGCCGCCGCCUCCUCUGGACGGUUGUCGUUCCUCCAGUUGGACCACACGACAGAGCUUCAGCUUCGCUGUGGUCGACUUCACCGGAAAAAGAGGCCCCCGGGAGCCCAUCAUCACCACUUGCAUGACUCUCAUUUGGUGGUACUUGUUGCUGUCUUUACCUGUGAGAUAAUUUUUUUUAGUUUGUUUUCAAAGUGCAAUAUAUUUUUACUCAUGAUAAGAAAACAUCAAACGUUGGAGCACAGUUAAGACUCCAGUUGCUGCUAUAUGCCUUAUGACUUUGGCCUACAUCCAAACGGUGGACAUCCAUGUUGCCUCCCGUCUGACUUUGACACUAGCCACAGUACAUUGUCUUUAUCGAGCGUACACAUUUGACAUCUGCGAGGUCAUUCAUGGGUCAAUAAUCCAACCACUUUUUUUGUACAGUGCUUUUAGAUUCCAAUCACUUUAUUACAAAGAGUUUAUUUCUUAUUGUCGCACACAGAAUAUACAGUAUAUUUAGAGAUUAAUAUUGUUUUAGAGAAUGACUGAAUUAUACCAGUUGACUUUAUUUUGUCCUUCUGUUGGGCAGAAUUGAAGAAUCACAGAAUGAGAAGCAUGUGAUUUGUUUUUGUUUGUUUCCUCAGCUUAUACAUUUGAGCAUGUUCACUUUUGCCUGGAAAGUGAAUAAAUCCUGAACAGUGA
Solea senegalensis (Senegalese sole) is the source of this 3261-nucleotide messenger RNA. Its product is annotated as kelch-like protein 12. The record is from RefSeq and is a predicted model, not a curated record. The coding region runs from base 697 to 2442 and encodes 581 amino acids. Gene Ontology annotation, molecular function: protein binding. Lineage: Eukaryota; Metazoa; Chordata; Actinopteri; Pleuronectiformes; Soleidae. The transcript is spliced from 12 exons.